AUGCGAAAGCUCAACAAAUUACAUUAUGCAGGCUUGGUGUAUUGUGUCAUCAAAGAUAAUUGUGUCUCUCCGAAAUCUUUAGAUAGAAAGUGUCUGAAAGAAGUCUAUGAAUGUUGUCGAUUAAACAGGUCAACGUCUAAUUCAGAACUUGAAGAUGCACUGCAGGUAUUGGUGGGAUCUUAUCUGAUGCAGAACACAGAUGGUAAAUAUUCUCUCAUUCAUGACAGCUUGUUCGAAAUAGUGGCAGUUCACUUUGGAAGAUGUUUUCAAGACUUUUUUAUUGAACAUUGUACCUCUACCUCUAUUUACAACCUUUUAACAUUCGUUGAUGAGGGGUCAACAUGUUGUGAAAAUCUUAUUCCUGUCUUUGGCAAUCACUUUUCCGUGUUGGUAGACCGCAUCAUUUGUGACAUAAAACGAUUCAAUCUGUAUGAAGUGUUCAGCAGAAUUGGGCAAUUUUCACAAAACGAAGCAUUUGUUUCGGUAUUUUACAAAACUUUGAAAAAAUCCAGUUAUGAUGAGUUUAAACAAUUGUUUUUUGAGGUGGAGACUAAUGAACAUUUAAAUAAGAAAACGAAGAAACUUUUUCAUGAAUUGGACCAAAUAUGUGACAACAUUUUCGAAGCAAAAAAAUUUUCUGCAAUAGAUUUCAGUCUUUCGCUUUUGAACAAACCUCGUGUACGUGUUGUAGACUGGAUUAUUGCAUAUAACCACGUUGGUUUACUGUCUGGUCUCAUAAAAAUUGUCAGGGAAAAAAGUCAGCCCGUCGAAGAAAAGGCUUGUUUCACUGAUGAAAACAGUCAGGACAUUCUGGGAGUGAUAUUUGGUAAUGAUCUAGAAUCACAUUCCUUUUGUUUACGUCUCGCGUGUUCUAGCCGCAGUUUGGAUAUGGUCAAAUUUAUAUUGAGUUGCGUUAAACAUGAGAGUAUUAAUUACCUUGAUAAUCAGAAUCAGUGGCCGUUAAUGACAGCUUCUGGUGCUGGUUGUACGGACAUUGUCAAGAUUCUGCUUAAAGAAGGAGCAAACGUUAAUUUGUGUGAUAAGGACAACUUUUCGUGCCUGAAUUGUUCAUGUUUGCUUGGUCAAUACGACGUAGCUGAGACCUUAAUCAAAGAAGGCGCUGACAUUAAUUUGUGUACGGUAGAUGGGAUGUCUCCAUUUAAGGCAGCAAUGAUGUCAGGAAAUGUGCAUCUUGUGAGGUAUCUUAUGAAAAACGGCGCAGUCUGGAACGAAGAUAACCUGUCCCCGUUGCAUUUUUCAUCCUAUCUAGGCAACCUAGAAAUUCUAAAACAUUUCAUUAACAGUGAUCCUGAAUUGAAAAUUGAUGUCAGGUGUCUAUCUGCCGCCUGUGAAAAUGGUCAGAGUACUAUUGUUAAGUAUCUAAUCGAUAAGGUAGAUGUCAAUGAAGUUUGUGACGAAUGUGAUCCUGCACUUCAUAGUGCUGCUACCUCAGGUCAUCUCGCUAUUGUAGAAUAUCUAGUUGAACAUGGAGCUGAUGUUAAUUUGCUCAGUUCUUCUAAAGAGAAUCCGCUUUACUUUGCCGCAAUGAAAGGACACUUACACAUUAUUAGGUACCUUUUAGAUCAUGGUGCUGAUAUUUGUGGUAGUAUUGACACAUCGUCUUUAUGUGUUGCUUCAGGCGAAGGUUACCUUGAAGUUGUGGAAGAACUAAUCAAACGUGGUGCUGAUGUUAAUCUAUGUGACCGCAACGAACAGUCUCCACUAUGUUACGCAUCUAAAUCUGGACAUCUGAAGACCGUAAAGUUUCUGCUACAAAAUGAUGCCGAUAUCAACGUUGGUGCUAGUUGUUUAUCUUCCGCUUGUAAAGGUGGUCAUUUAGAUGUGGUAGAAUUUCUUAUUAAUAAGGUUAAUGUUAACCAGGUUAGUGACAUUUGUGAUCCUCCCAUCCAUUGUGCCUCUGGUCAAGGUCAUAUUGAAGUAAUUAAAUUUCUAGUUGAUCAUGAAGCAAAUGUUAAUUUACUAAAUUCUUCAAGGGAUAGUCCACUUUGUUGUGCUGUGGAGAAUAGACAGCUUUCAGUUGUUGAAUAUCUUGUAGAACAUGGCGCGAACGUAAACCAGGCUAUUGAUAUUGCAAUAGAAGUUGGGCAAGAACACAUCCUAGAUUUUAUGCUGAAACAUUUGAACUAG
Molecule: messenger RNA, 2148 nt
Organism: Saccostrea cuccullata (small rock oyster)
Lineage: Eukaryota; Metazoa; Mollusca; Bivalvia; Ostreida; Ostreidae
Product: ankyrin repeat domain-containing protein 50-like
Exons: 1
Coding region: 1-2148 (715 amino acids)
Molecular function (GO): protein binding
Source: RefSeq, a predicted model, not a curated record